Letharia columbiana is the source of this 1824-nucleotide messenger RNA. RefSeq lists its product as uncharacterized. The transcript has 2 exons. NCBI's taxonomy places the organism in Eukaryota, Fungi, Ascomycota, Lecanoromycetes, Lecanorales, Parmeliaceae. Bases 1 to 1824 code for a protein of 607 amino acids. The record is from RefSeq and is a predicted model, not a curated record.
AUGGCUCUCCCAGCGCUUUUAGGCCAGGUGCAUUCCCAUUUGGAAGAAGUACGAAACGAUCCUAGCAAAAGCCUGAAUGACAAGCUACUGGAACACGUUGACAGGCAGGUUACUGAAACGAUUGAAGAAUCAUGGAGAGAUACCCUCCUCAACCAGCUUUCGAACCUCCUCCCAACACUACAGCAAGACCCUACGCCGGUAACGAACCUCAUCAACGUCCUCGCCCUGCCGGCGACAUAUGACUUCACACGCGUUCUCACGAUCCAACCACCGGUCGAUUUCACAGCUGGCUUUACAUCCUCCUUACCCUCCAUCAACCUCGCGGUCCUCUCCCUCCUCGAGAAGGCGACGUACCGGAAAAGCGACAUCGAUAUAGUGGCUGGAAAGGCUGACGUGGUGGCAGCUUUGGUCAAACUAUGGCUGUGCACCCCAGAUACGGCAGUGGCAGGACGGGCCCAUGACGUGAUAGUGGGGCUAUUAUUGGCAAAUGAAGGGGAGCAUACCAUGAGUGACAGUGGGAUCAUGGAUGAGGGCCUGAUCUGGAGGAGAAUCUUGCGUGACAGAGACAUCUACGGCUCCAUAUUUUCGAUCUGUAGCCUCAACACAGCAGGUCAGGAAGGGCCACUGUCCAAGAGAGAAAAGACGGUCUCUCAGGCAAGACUGCUGGAUAUGCUCCUAAAGAUCGACUCGAGUCCCGUGAGGACGUCACAGAUACCAGAGAUUGAGCAACAAUUCGGUGUCAAUAACGGUGGGCUGCUGCACUUUGCAGCCAUUCAUAUGGUUGAAUACCAGGACGAUGUGCUAAUGCAUAUGACCUUGAUUGAAUUUUAUGCCAACUACCUGGGUACAAGCCACACAUAUGCGCUUCAUUUCCUACGAAGCAAUGGACUCCAUGACCGUGCAUUGGCAUAUUACCUUGAACCCGAGAAGCAAGAUUCACUGGACCUCACGUAUCUGUACGGUUCGUCGGCAAAAUACCUUUCAACCUACUGCUCAACAUUUCCUCAGGACCUACUUUCGUCACCGCUUGCGGGCCACAUCCUCUCGCGCGUUACACAAGCAGUCGAGAACACCUCCUCGAUCCAGUGGGCGCAGGGGAAGAUCCCCAAACACGACCUUCGUGUUUUGGUAUCUCUCCCACGUGUUAUGCUCAUACCGAGGACACAGGCCAGCUCUCCGUUGUUCUUGAUACCCGUGAAGCCCGCAAAUCCGGACGCCUUUGCGGCUUUGGCUCACAUUCUGCAUGGUAGCCACGGGGGUAAGCCCGAAGAACGAGCCGCUGCAAGGGCACUUUACUUCUUGGAAAUGGAAAACAUCUCGACUUUUUGGGGACGUGUCGUGGCUGCAGCUGAUACCGUGGCGCUCAAAGAGAGCGCAUUGUCGGCUCUCUCGUUGAUCGGAGCGGUCAUUACAGCGAAAUGGUCACCACUUCCAGAUACCGAACCUUCGGGCUCUACCCCGUUCAGACUUCCAUCGGAAGGGGAAUUAGCCAGCAAGUGUAACGCUGCAUCGCUUCCAAAGUCAGGAAUCGAGGCCAUCAUGAGUCAGCCAGCUCUUGGCAUAGUCGUCCCGUACCUGAUGAGGCCACCUGAAAGUUUCGGCAAUCUGGUGAGCGGAGGCCGGGGGGAUGUUGAGAGCGCUGUGUAUCAGAUUGCUGCUGCUAAGCAUGAUGUGCUUACACUGCUGCACAUGAAGCUCAAGGCGUGGGUAGGAACCCGGGCCGAGGGUCAGGAGAUGGUGGCAGCUGUUGAAAGACGGGUCAUGCAGGGGGCGAUGGGUGGCACGGGUGAGGUUGGAGGCCGCGUUGGAACAAUGGAGUUGUGA